GUGGCUUCACUUCCGCUUGAGCGCGAGACACCCUAGCGCACCCCCUUCUUGGGUUGAGGUCGCGCGUGCGAAGUAGGUAGAGCAGAUCUCCGCUUUGUUCUCUUCGCGAUUUGUGACUCGCUUUACUACAACGACGGUCGAGGACAAAGGAAACGGAGACUAAGAUUUUGAAGCUGUAAGGUGUCUACAUGGCCGUCAGAAGAGGACACAUAAGGUAUUUAAAAGUUUGUGAGGUUCAGAACCAGGGUAAUGACAGAGACUCACACAAGGGUGGCAGCUCAGUAAAGCAGGAAGUAUACGACAUGCCGAACGGUUACGAGGACCACAUGGGCGAUGAGCCGAGUGAUGCGAAAACCAACCUGAUCAUCAACUACCUGCCCCAGAACAUGAGUCAGGAGGAGCUUCGGAGUCUCUUCAGCAGCAUUGGCGAGGUGGAGUCGGCCAAACUCAUAAGAGACAAGAUGGCAGGCCACAGUUUAGGGUACGGAUUUGUUAACUAUGUUAACCCUAAUGAUGCAGAAAGGGCAAUCAAUACACUCAAUGGCCUGAGACUACAGUCUAAAACUAUCAAGGUAUCAUAUGCCAGGCCGAGCUCUGACAGCAUCAAAGAUGCCAACCUGUACAUCAGUGGUUUACCCAAGACCAUGACACAGAAGGAUGUAGAGGACAUGUUUACCCAGUACGGGCAUAUCAUAAACUCCCGCAUACUGGUCGACCAGGCCUCGGGUCUGUCUCGUGGAGUUGCAUUCAUCCGUUUCGAUAAGAGGUCUGAAGCGGAGGAAGCCAUCAAGGAUCUUAAUGGAUCCAAACCAGCUGGUGCCUCUGAACCAAUCACAGUGAAGUUUGCUGCCAGUCCAAACCAGACCAAGAAUUCCCAGCUGAUCUCUCAGCUGUACCCCACUCAAUCCCGUCGGUUUGGAGGACCUGUUCACCACCAGGCACAGCGCUUCAGGUUUUCACCCAUGAGUGUUGACCACAUGAGCGGCGCCUCCGGGAUGAACGUGUCCGGCAGCUCUUCCUCUGGAUGGUGUAUCUUCAUCUACAACUUGGGUCAGGAUGUCGACGAAGGCAUCUUGUGGCAGAUGUUCGGUCCGUUCGGUGCGGUCACCAAUGUCAAGGUCAUCCGUGACUUUAACACCAACAAAUGCAAAGGGUUUGGGUUUGUUACCAUGACAAAUUACGAAGAGGCCGCAAUGGCCAUCGCCAGCCUGAACGGAUACCGCAUGGGAGACAGAGUCCUGCAAGUGUCGUUCAAAACCAGCAAGUCUCACAAGUAAAGGGACUGGUUGUUUUUUUGUCAUAAAAGAAUCUGAAAGUUAAUUGCGGUUUGUUCUAAAGAUUUCAGUUAUUGUUGACUGUCUACAUAAGCAUAAUUCAUACAUCUGUGUUGGGGUGAAACAAGUUUGUGCUCUCUGGGGUUGCGCAAAAACUAGAAUGUUGCAUUAGUGGUUUUGUCCCUGAUGCCUGGCAUUUGUAAAACCCUGGACAAUUUAAAAAUUUCAGAUAUAUAUCGGAAGAACCUUUUUUUUUUUUUUUGCAAACACUGUUACAAUGACUUAAAGAUACCAUGGCAUUGUUGCGCUUUCCCUUCAUCACACUGGACUUAAUGGUCCCAUUUUCUUCAUUAUAUUAUAAUGUGAAAGCUUUUAGCUUUAUUGUUAGUAAAAACUACACAUCCCCACCUCUUCUAGACCUUUGUAAAUAGUGACUAGACCAAUUCUUCAGUGCUCCAGCUCACCCAUCUGUAAUGUAUAAGAACUUUGGAAGGACCAAAGAACUUGGAGUGUAAAGUGUAUGCCUUUAAGUGUUUUAGUUUUCCUGUUUGGAAAUUAAAAUCUAAAACCGCAAGUGUUGUCAUUUUGUUUUGUUUUUUGUUUUAUUUUGGUUUUCUUUUUUCUUCCCCCACUGCAGUUUGCUUUAUUUUUUUAAUCAUUUUUUUUUUUCAUUUGAUAUUAAAGUUUGUUUUGCAUUUAACCACAUAUUUCUUUUUGUCUGGUUUUAUUUGGAAGGUGGUUGAAAGAAGCCGUUUUUAAAAUUUGGUUUUACUUGAUCUUUUUAACCAGCGUUGAAUUCACUCCCCGCGUGGAUAAAUUGGAGUCUGAUAAAAGCAGGGUUGUAGGCACUUGGUUGCAAGCUGUCAGUCUAGAUUUGGUUAGAUCAGUUUUCAAUUACACAUUUGCUUGCCGAAUUAACAUUAAUAAUGCAUUUAAUGUAGUGUUUUAUUCUGUACUUAGUCAAUCCUAAAUGCAGCUUUGUACAUUUUAAUGUGAACUUGUGAAAAUUCAAUCUGCUUUUUGAGACGUUGUCAUGUAAAGCCACACAAAGGUGAAGAAUUGUAUUUAAUUGUUCUCACACAGUACUAGUACACAUCCGGUUUGCAGACCAGCACUAUACUUGUUUGCAUGUUCAUUUGUUGGUAGGAUUGAUUUCAGUAAUUGUACACUUCAUGCUUCGGGUCUUUAGUGGUAGUGUGACUUGAGGUCCUGUAGCAGGAUAUUCCAUGUUUCAUUCAAAUAAAUGCCAUUGUUUUGUCGUAAAAA
Cyprinus carpio (common carp) is the source of this 2540-nucleotide messenger RNA. RefSeq names its product ELAV-like protein 1. The record is from RefSeq and is a predicted model, not a curated record. Gene Ontology annotation, molecular function: RNA binding. Gene Ontology annotation, cellular component: ribonucleoprotein complex. NCBI's taxonomy places the organism in Eukaryota, Metazoa, Chordata, Actinopteri, Cypriniformes, Cyprinidae.